This is a messenger RNA of Sitodiplosis mosellana (orange wheat blossom midge), 2481 nucleotides long. RefSeq lists its product as uncharacterized. The record is from RefSeq and is a predicted model, not a curated record. Lineage: Eukaryota; Metazoa; Arthropoda; Insecta; Diptera; Cecidomyiidae. The transcript is spliced from 2 exons. Bases 570 to 2201 code for a protein of 543 amino acids. Gene Ontology annotation, molecular function: protein binding.
GUGUCUGUGUGUGACUCUGAUGUCAUAUUAAGCAAUGCCGUUAUCCAAUACACAUUCACAUCAAGUGAAUAGUGUCUAUAUUUGAUACGCUCAUGUCAGUGGCAAUUAGCCGAAACAUCAUAUUUUUCCAUCGCUCGUCGAAACAACACACAUUCCUUUGGUUGACACAAUUCACAUUGAGUUUUUAAGAAAUUGACAAGAAAAUAAGUGGAAAUAACAAUCGUUUUUGCUAUUCGCUCAUAAUUAGUGUUGAAUAAAAGUGGUUUUUUUCAUUGACUUGGCCAAAUUAAUGGCAAUCAUUUAGUGCAUGAAGUCAAACACAUUUUGCAUUACAUAUUAAGUGGCAAAUGCUCUGACAUUUCAUUCGAAAUCAAAUUCAUCACCGCAAAAAGGAUAGCUUUACAAUUUCUUCGAAUUUAACAACUGGCAGCUUCGCUGGUGAACAACUAUUUCAGCAAAAGUCUUUUGAAGCAACCACUCUAAAGGUAUGAUUUUCAUUCGCACUUCAGUAAUCAAUUGAAUUCUUUGCUUUUCCAGAUCGAUCAUUUGCGCAGCGUGAAUUAACGGCCAUGCUUUGGGAACAAAAUGACGAAGUGAAUAAGUCGGCGUUUGAGGAUCUCAAGGAUGAUUAUUGCUACGAUAUUCUGCGCCGGCUGCCACUAGAUGACUUGUGUGCUCUCAGUCGUACCUGUACUCGAUUGCACAGUUUGUGCGGCAAACAGUUCUUAGAAAAAUAUCCAUCAAAGAUCAUGCGCAUCGAUUCGAUUCAAGAAGACGGCACAUGGGUAAAAGAGCCACGCGAUGAAAUGUACAUCAAGUGUUUUGACAAAAGCAUCCGAAAUGUGAUCCUGAACGGUGAUGGCCUGGAAACAAAGUUAGACGUGGUCAAUGAAUUCUACAAGGGCGAAAAGAUGGAGGGUGUUGUGAAGGAAAUCCACUUCAACGAUUGGCGCAGAUUGGAUGGUGCUGGUAUCAAACUUGUCGACAUGCUGAAAUCUGCUGAGACCAUCACCAUCGAUUAUGCUGCCAUCGUCGAGGAUCCGUACGAUGGCAUUUUCAAGUAUGCGCCAAAUCUGAAACACUUGACUGUUCGAAAUUCGAAUUUCACCAGCACCGACUGGUUGCAACAACGAUACGCCAAACUUGAAAGCCUCGAGUUGCAUUCACCUUCGCUAGGUCCAGAUGCAAACAAGAUAAAAUCAUUGCUCGACACCAACCCAAACAUUCGACGAUUCUCACUUUUUUGCACAAAUGUGGAUGACAUCGUUCAAUUGAUGGCAAAGAAUGUGAAAAUUGACGAACUGUUCGUGCAUUUUAGAUCUGGUCCAAGUGGUUGGAACAUCCAAUUCAACUAUACGAUGACUGUUCUGAUGAAGUUACUCGCUGUUCAAAAUGUGAACUUGCAUCUGGUGGUUUCCAAAGCUGAUAUCAUUUCGCAACUGGCAUUCGUACAUUUGAACGUGGUUGGCCUGCAAUUAAACGUUUCCAUUGACGAGGUGCUUACCACAAUGUAUACAUUCGACAAUCUACAGUUUUUGCGGAUCGCAGCAUCACAUUUACCAUAUGCAUAUGCCGAUUUGAUUGCAAAGUUGCCCAACUUGAGUCAAUUGUAUAUCGACGAAAUUUUUUGCGACAAUUUCGAAACAUUUCAUCAAACCAUGUUGGCUGCUAUUGGUCAAUUGGUGAAACUAACAAAAAUCUCUCUCAAUGGUUUCACAGACCAACUCACCAAGAUCGAUUUUCUGGCAUUCGACCAGGAACGUAUGGAACUUCAUGGCGCUGCUCAUUUGAAGAUCUUCAUCCAUCCAAAGGACUUUUUCGCUAGUUUCCCGCUAAAGUUCGUUGAAUUCGAAAUGAUCGAAAUUAUUGCAGCUGAAUCUGAACCAUCCAACUAUCCAUUGUUCUUGAAUUACAUUCAUGGCAUGUUCGGUCACAAAGCCAUUAAUUUUAACUUGAAUAACACUCGUAUUGACGAUGGUGUUCUGAACUAUCAGCAUCCAGCUGAUACCUGGGCGAAUUGGAGGUGUAGCCAACCAGAUUGGGCAGUCGGAUCUGGCAAUGCUGAUGAUGAUAAUUGGGACAAACCAAACGAUGCUAGCAAUUUCCAAAAAUAUCCCAUUGAUGAUUCGGAUGACCAUCAUGCUGGGCCGAGUGGCAUGAGUAAAAUGGUUGUAGCAGACGAUUCGGACUGGUCUAAUUAGUAAGAUUUCUGACGAGAAAAAUUGCAAAUCUCAAAUUCAAGCAUUCAACAAGAAAAUUUAUAUCUCAAAGCAUCUCCGUAUUAAGCAUAUUUGUAUUCAUAUUCAACACUUAGGGAAAAGACUCAUCUUUUUAUAUUUUGCUCAAUCUAAUAGUAUUUGCUCAAUUUGUUCGCUCGUUAAUUUAAAUUUUUUCGUCAUCAAUUCAUGCAUGGAACAGGAAAAUACAUGAUUUUUUUAAUACAAUAAAUAUUUUGAUUUAUAUUUUGAAGUGUCAACAAAA